AUGGUGCAUGGUGAGGAGCACCCUGGUACUCUCCAGAACAUCGGCAACCUGGCGACAAUUAUUGCGCACCAGGGCAAGUCGAAGGAAGCUGCUGAUACGCUCAUGAAGGUAGCAGAGUUAGAGAAAAGGGUGCUAGGAUCGGAGCAUACAAGUACGCUGCGAAACACCCACAAUAUAGCGAUCACGCUUUGGGGACAAGGCCAGUUGAAAGAAGCUCAGGACAUACUCAUAAAGAUAGUAGAGGGCAGAUUGGAAGAUGCCGUCGAGUUGUUACGAGAUUACACACACAGAUCUGAAAAGGUGUUUGGAAUUGAAAACAUUCAUACAAAAUCAGCUCUGUCAAAACUCCCUCAAUGGCGGGUACAGAGACAGAAAUACUAG
This is a messenger RNA of Colletotrichum navitas, 381 nucleotides long. RefSeq lists its product as uncharacterized. Gene Ontology annotation, molecular function: protein binding. The record is from RefSeq and is a predicted model, not a curated record. The transcript is spliced from 3 exons. Bases 1 to 381 code for a protein of 126 amino acids. NCBI's taxonomy places the organism in Eukaryota, Fungi, Ascomycota, Sordariomycetes, Glomerellales, Glomerellaceae.